Aspergillus heteromorphus CBS 117.55 is the source of this 1240-nucleotide messenger RNA. Its product is annotated as putative histone acetyltransferase (MysT1). The record is from RefSeq and is a predicted model, not a curated record. Lineage: Eukaryota; Fungi; Ascomycota; Eurotiomycetes; Eurotiales; Aspergillaceae. Gene Ontology annotation, biological process: regulation of DNA-templated transcription. Bases 1 to 1116 code for a protein of 371 amino acids. Gene Ontology annotation, molecular function: histone acetyltransferase activity. The transcript has 2 exons.
AUGGCUCCAAACGACGAGCUCGCGUCGCGCACCGACCCGUCGUCGUCCACCGACCGUAACGUCAAGCACGUCGUACUCGGCGACCUGCUGUUCCCGACCUGGUACCAAUCCAUCUACCCGGAAGAUCUGGUCACCAAAGACACAGACCGGUUGUACGUCUGUCGAUGGUGCUUCCGCUACUCGUGCGACGUGCAUGCCUACGCGAAACACACGCGCCUCUGCCACCACCGCACCACGCCCCCCGGAACCAAAGUCUAUGAUCACGGCGGAUACUCCGUUUGGGAGCUGGACGGCGAAUGUCACAAGCUCUACGCGCAGAACCUGUCCUUGUUCGCCAAACUUUUCCUCGACCACAAGUCCGUUUUCUUCGACGUCGUCUCCUUCCUCUACUACCUCCUCGUCUUCACCGACCCCAAUGACCCGGAGAACUACUACGUCCUGGGCUUCUUCUCCAAGGAGAAACUCUCCUGGGAUGCGAAUAACCUCGCCUGCAUCCUGGUCUUCCCGCCCUAUCAGCGCAAGCAGCUCGGGAAGUUGCUGAUGGGCGUCAGCUAUAAAAUCAGUUCCUGGGAACGCGACAGCGGGUUGAUCGGGGGUCCGGAACGCCCGUUGAGUGAAAUGGGUCGCAGGAGUUAUACGCGUUUCUGGGAGGAGCGAAUAGCCAGAUACCUUCUGUUACAGGGCUGGGAUGAUGCCGAGGACGCAGGGGAAGGGGAGGCGGAGGGGGAGGAGGAGGAGAGGUCUGGAAAACACCCCCACGAGCUCAUGACAGUGCAGGACAUUGGAUUGGCCACGGGGAUGCUCACCGAGGAUGUGGUCACGGCUCUGAAGGGUUUAGGGGUCGUGGAGUCCGCAACGCCGGCGAAAAAGCGCAAGGCGAAGGAUCUAGUAUCUGGCGAGGCGGGCCUCGGUGAGGGCGAAGCCGUAAUAAUACGACGAGCCACGGUUCUCGAAUGGGCCAAGGCACACCAUAUGGCUGUGCGAGAUCCGGUCAGAGAUGACGGCUUUCUCGGGAAAUGGGCACCAAGGGACUCCGACGAUGAGAGCAUUGCGGAUAGUGCGGACGGUGAUGUGGAAGACGAAGAUGAAGAAGAAGAAGAAGAAGAAGAAGGAUAAAGGCACUACGGCUGUUCUUUUCCGGCAUUUCCUUUCGACCAUGUUCUUCUCGCGCUGGGGAAGCAACAUGCCCUGUAUGACUACCUAUUUAAUCCACGUACGCUACUGCCCGUAUGAAUGCAAC